UUUAUUGACAAUUUGGAAUUUAUAUUUGGCUGUAAAUAGUGUGUCAUUAUUGGUUGUGCCAUUUGGAUAUUACACAUAUAUGAGACAGAAUGCUAAAUUAUUACACUAAAUGUGUUUAACGGACAGUGACAGUUUAGCUCUUAUAUCACCUUUAAGCACAGAAACUGUAAAGAAUGAUAACGAAGAUGACGGCGACGGUUGUCCUGGCAAUCAUGAUGAUGAUGAUGUAAUGCACAAUAGUGACAUACAUUCAGAAGCACCUAUUUUCAAUGGGGUACAACGGCGUUCAGUCAGAAUAGAAGCAAUUGUAUCCAAUGUAUCUACAAUAUCACAACCGUCGACACAAACAUCAAUGACGCCUUUAUCGUCAACACCAAGUAGAAAAAGGCCUUCGGUUUGCAAAGAACAAUUUAGAAAAAGAAAUAUUAACAACAAACAGUUAAACAACGAGGUGUCAUUUGAUCAAUCCGAGCACACUUCAGCAGCAAAGAGGAAUUCGUAUCAAAGUACAGACUAUUCAAAAGUUUGUUAUACACCAGGGGAUUCGAAUCCAAAUGCAGUGAAAUUUUCCAAUGUCCCUUACUUUGCAAAUUAUCCUUACGAUUCGUCUUUUUCAUCCUGUUCAACACUUAGUCCCUCUUUAAAGUCUGAUCUCAGUAUGUGUAUGAACAAAAAUGGGUCUACAAAUGCUAACGAUGAUAAUAGUAAAUAUAAUAACAAUAAUAAUAUUAUGAGUAACAGUAACUCACAGUGGCAGUAUACUGAUACUCGUAAAAACACUAAUCAAUACACUUCACCUGUACAAAUAUCAUGUCGAGCAAAUAUUAUGAAGAAGAAAACAGAACGUCAACAUCGAAAUAAACAAUCUAAUGUCUCACCAAUGUUGCCUUCAUUGUCAACAACUCCAUUUUCUAGUCAAAUAAAAUCAAUGGGUGAUGAGCUAAGCGAAAGACGAGCAAACCAACGAAAAGAGCGUUCACGUUUAGCUGCACAAAUAAGACGAAAUCGUGAAGGUCAAAGUUUAAUGUUAAUACAAAACGCUUUGCCGAUAUCUUCCUAUGUGUUAGGGUUAAGUUUGGUUCAUUUGAAUUCUAAUUCAUCCAAUUCUGCUAGUGGAACUACUCAACCUUCAUCAAAGAAUAAUGAACUAGGAACAGGUAAGUCCAAUAAUUCUACUGGAACAACACUGAAUACAACAGAAGCGGCAUCAACAAGCCUAGUGACACCGCCUACAACGAUUUCAAGUACACCUUCAGCUAUUAACUUAGAAAAGACCGGAGUACUUCGUAUUGCUGGACAUACAUUGUUUCUACUCAACAAGCUGUCUUCAUAUCUUGGACUGCAUACCAAACUCAGUGUGGCUUUAAAUAGUCGUUCAGUAUACGGAAUGCUCAUUGAUUCUAAAGAAUUGAGGAUUGCUUAUGCUACACCAGCUUUAGCUGAUGCUGUUGGAUGGCCAUGGAUAAAACUUUUAGGUGCUCCACUACACAAACUUGUAAAAUUCACGGAAUCAUCUCCGAAUUCUAAGGAAAUUACAAAGAAGUUAUUAUCUAAAUCCCAUUGGUCUUCAUUAACCACUCAAUCAUCUUUUAAUUCAACAAAAAAUGCUUCCAUCUCUAACUCUUCUCCUAACACUUCUAACAACAACAAUAAUAAUAAUCAUAAUUCCCCUGUAAAUAUUGAAUCAGAUAAUGAGUUCAGUCUACCUGAAUUUAUAACCUUAUCGAAGUUAAUUCCUUACAAACAACAAACAUUGUCUACAACAAAAAUUAAUAAACCAGAUGAUACAAACUCAAAAUCUUCUCCAACUAUUCCUGUUAACACCAAGGAUUUGAUACCAGUUUCACUAUAA
Molecule: messenger RNA, 1852 nt
Organism: Trichobilharzia szidati
Lineage: Eukaryota; Metazoa; Platyhelminthes; Trematoda; Strigeidida; Schistosomatidae
Source: the annotation of a GenBank genome assembly